Marchantia polymorpha subsp. ruderalis is the source of this 4834-nucleotide messenger RNA. The record is from the annotation of a GenBank genome assembly. NCBI's taxonomy places the organism in Eukaryota, Viridiplantae, Streptophyta, Marchantiopsida, Marchantiales, Marchantiaceae.
CGUUUGCGAUAGAAGUGAAGUCUUUUUGGCCACACGGUCUACGAUUUAGCUUGGAACAAAAAUCCUGGUCUUCUGUGUUCAUUUUGAUUCCCAUCGCUUGUGCCGAGCUCGAGCAGCCUCCUGCUUCCACUUUGCACAAUCUCCCUGCGUUCAUCGUGAUUGCUCAUGAUCCGCGUAUCGGCACAUCUCGGAGUGAUAUUUGUGCAUAGUGCAAGUACUCAGCACGCACACGAGUGGUGACAUUACACGUGAAGAUCAGUUCAUUUCGGGAGAGCCGGGCUUUCGUAUCGAGGAGAGGGACUCCUGUAGGCCCUGUUACAUUUCGCCCGCGAAUGCCAACUAGCAAAUGUUUCUUCCUUCGUGAGAGUGGAGGAGAGAAAGCAAGGUGCAGGUACGUCCAUCGUCAGUCACGCUGCUGAACUUGCGACACGGGAAAUGGACUCCGCAGACCAGGAACCGGAGCUUCCCCUUGCCAUCCAGGACCUUGUACAGCGUCUGGAAGGAAAAGGCGAGCCUAUAACGCGGCUUCCCAAUUUUAACCGGCCAGAAUUUCUGAAGUUCUUUCCGGAGCGUGCAUCGCUCUCGACGAUCACAGGGUGGCGAAGCCAAGUGCGCCUUCGAGUGCUGGAGGCAAUCAUCAGCUGUAACACCGUUGAGAUUCUGGACGUGCAUAAUAUUUGUGGGGGAGAUGUAUCCAGGUUGAUGGCUAGCGAGUGGGACAUAGUUUUGAGAGGAUUCAUGUAUAGCACCGUUCUACGAAAGAUAAUCGUUGAAUAUCAUUUAGGGGGUUCAGAUGCGGAAGUGGAGACCUUGUGCUUACAGCUAGGAAGGAUUCUGAAUACCUCUAGCAUAACAGAAUUGAAAAUAUGGUGUUGCAGAUUGAGUGCCAGAUGUUGGUUGAAUCUCGCCUCAGGACUACGAGGAAACUGCGAUUACAAACUCCAGUCUUUAGAUUUAUUUGAAGCGUGGAAUGACUCGAGUGCGGUGAAGCAUGUGGCUGAGAUGAUCAACAGUGCUCCUCAAUUAGAAACGCUGCGUUUAGGCGGCUAUUAUCAGGACAUGGAGGACGAGGCCGUUGGAAUCUUGUCCCAGGCUUUGAUUCAUAGCUCGUGUUUGAAAGAAUUGAAGUUAGGAUGUGCGGUGAAGUGGGGACCGGCCUUGUUGCUGAAAGCAUUCACCGGAGAUGAGGGAAACCGAUCCAUUGAACGGGUUAGGCUUAGGCUUAUGGAUAGACUCGGAGAAUGUUUAAGGGAACUUCUUAUUUCCAACCCAUCAUUGAAGGAAGUGGAGUUGUCCCACAUCCAAAUGCGUCCGAGGGAAUGGCACCAGCUCGGCGAAGUCAUACGUGACAAUGCUAUAGCGACCACUAUACUUGUUAAGUUUGACUUGGAAUAUCAUGACUGGAAGUCAGUAGAAGCUCUUGCUCGUUCUGUAAGCUCCGAUGUCAAGGACCCAACAGUGGAGCUUGAACUCGAUACUAAGAGGGAAGAUGAAGUGAUAUUAUCGUUGGACCUAUUAGGUAGUGUACUGCGCGGAGAAAUCAAAUCUCUAAAAUCUCUGAGUAUAUUGGCGGAUGAUAAAAAGAUUAUCACCUUCAGUAUACUCCCGAUGAAUGGGAAAACUGGAGAAACUUUAGUCUAUUCAGGACUGAAGUUUCUCCAAUUGAAUUUUCGAAGCACAGGUCUUUCGAAGGUAGUAUGGGAGGAAUUGGUUCGGUGCAUGCGUGGGAACCACCUCACUCACUUGGAUUUGUCUGAGUCCGAACUCGACGGGGAGGCGUUCAAGGACCUGAUGGGGGUCCUGCAAGUGAACUUGGCUCUGCAAGAAAUCGACGUCUCACAAACCUCAUGGGCAAUGGACGGAAAGGCCGCGCAGAUUCAAGAGGCCCUCAACCAGAACCAGAAGCGGGCCGUCUACAUGUCCAUAUUCAGAAAAGCCAACUUAGCAUUUGGAGAUGCAAAAGCUGGUAGACUCUUCUUGUGCGGCUCUCCUAGAGCAGGCAAGACUCAAUUGCGUAAAACUCUGACGAGGAUAAAUCAAGGCAAAACCAGUCUAUUCAGUAAAUUGGAAGUUUUAUGGAGGACGAAGGGCAUUGAAGUGGAGUUAUUGCAAAAUGAUGACAAGAUGCAAAUCUCAGUUUGGGAUCUUGCAGGACAAUGGAUUUUUCGUACCCUUCAAAAUGUGCUCUUCACUCAAACCAAUAAUUUCUGUGUUUUUCUUUUUUUGUAUAACCCCUUCUGUGAGGAAACAUGUUCAAACAAACCAGACUCUUGUUUCAGAACUGAGUUAGAAGAGUGGUUGAGUUUCAUCACAUCUAGCACUAAAGUCACUGGACGUGAUCUUCCCCAGGUUUUUGUUGUGAUUUCUCACAAGGAUAAAGCCAGAUUCAGUUCUUUGAGUUGGGCUCAGUCCAUAGUGAAAGAACUGACCAAAAGAUUUGCAAAUUCUGUGGAUCUCUGCCCUAUUCCUGAGUAUUUUCAUGUGGAUGCUCGGAAGAAGAAGCAAGUUAUUCCUCUUUACAGCCACAUUUUUGAAAAUUUCAACAAGUUGUUGAGAGAAAAAUCUCCUCAAGUUCCAGAAUUGUGUUCUCAUCUCACCUCCCUAUUGGUUACAAACACCAAGAAGAACAAAAGUUGCCCUCUGUGGACAUCUAAAAAGUUUCAUAGUUUCUGUGCUCCCAUCUUGACAAAAUUCCUUCCACCAUCUUUUGCUCACUCUGUUGAUCAUUCAAGGAUAAUGGACUCCAUCAUAUCCUAUCUGAAUGACGUUGGAUCCAUCAUUUACAUCCCCAGUCUUGAUUACAUCAUUGUCGAUCCUAAUUGGCUCACCAAUACCUUCUUGGGUGAGCUGAUAGCUCUAGGUCAACACUUUCAAGCUCAAGAGUUCGAGUCUUCAGAUGGAAGGAGCUCAUACACAAGCAAGGAUGGAUUUGUGAGUGAGAGUGUCUUUGCUAGAUUGAUAGAGGAGUUUCUGGGAAAACAACCACAUGGACACAGAGGUGUGAACAGAGAGGAGCUUGAAAACAUCCUUGUCAAUUUAGAUUUGUGUUUCAAGGUCGAAGAUACUUCUCAGUAUUUCAUUCCUUCCUUCAUCCCUGAGCAUGCAAGCAAGCAAGAACAAAGAAAUCAAGAAGGGGCGCACGUGGAGUCGAUGUAUUGGGAAAACAGGGGUGAGACUUCACAAUUUGUCGGCAUUCGGAUUCAAUGCCAAGAUGGAAGAACAAUGUCACUUACUGCUGCUUUUUUUCCACGCUUUCAGAUGUUCAUGAGGCGCAAGUUGAUAUCCGAGAUGCAUGUUUCCGAAGAGAAUGUGACUUGCUCUCGACAUUAUCUGCGACUUUUCCUUGACGGGCAUCAAAUAUAUAUCGAGCACGUUCAAAGUGAAAAGUCUCACAAAUACGUUGAUGUUCUGAUGUUAUGCUCGAGGCAGAAGUCAAGGGAGGUGGCUACCAAAUAUGUGAUGAAGCAUAUUGUCCAGGAGUUGAUAUCAUUUUGCGCAUCACCGAAAGGUUGUCCCGGAGUGACGUUAGUGCUUGGUGUGAUUCAAACAUUUUGCGUGGAGAUGUUAAUUCCGAGUCAUCUCAGAGGAGUCAUUCUGAUCGAGAAGCUGAAAUCGGACUUCGUUCGUAGCAUCAAUGACAAACUUGAGGAAAUGUCGUUGGAAAGGUCGCACUUGGUGGAGAAGGAAGAGUUGUUCGACUAUGAGCAGUGUUGGCCUCCUAUUCAAAAGCACACAUUCGGAAUAUCUGAACGAGCUAGGGAUUUGUUGUGGGACAGCGAUGUGGAAGCAAUUGUGAAUGAGAUUCGACAGAAUCGGGUUUAACAAUUGGAGUUGUUGCAGGAAGGCCUAAUUAGCGUGGAGAAUGAUUUGGCUCAGUCCAACCUUGAAGCUGAAAACAUGGUUAGCGACUCUAAUGUCCCUCACAUGAAAGACUACAAACCAUCUACAUCCAAGUGCUUGAGUCGGGCCAGCACAAGUGUGGAAGAUCGUUCGACCCAACUUGUUUUGUUCAAGAUCGAUCAACUAGAAGGAAAGCUAGUACAAAAGAUUGAUGGUUUGGAUGAGAGAUUGAGAUCGGUCGAAAGCAUUGUGCAGAGAUUGGACAUGAAGAUGGGACAGAUACUCUCUUUGCAGCAAGAACUGCAGUCAACGUUGAGUGACUUCAUAGCCAAAGUGGACAGAAUCAUUCAGUAUCCUUAUUCGUUUCAGCAGGCCGGAACGCCCAAACGACCUUACGUUACGAGCGAUGUUGGACUUUUCUGUAGGAUGAAUGCAGUUUUGCAUUUUGGGACAACCGUUCGAUUACACUUGAUGUGUGAGUCCAUGACUGGGUUUCACACUGUCAAAGAUCAAGAUGGGUUGAAGCUACGAUUAGAUUGGAAGAAUUGCGGGUGGAUUCAAAAAACUAUUGAAAUUUCAUACAAAGUCAUGUAUUAUGGUGCAAAGGCUGCAUUGACUAAGACCGUGGGGUUGGGCCAAGCCAUUCCGGACUGGGCAGAUUUAGAAUCGGAUAUUAUUAAACUAGUUGGUAUUAGCGUUGAAGAUCAUAGGGCACUUCUAAAAGGUGGAGAAAGCAAGGAGCUGCAAGAAGCAUGGUUGAGGAUUCAGCAAACUCUUGCGCCUCAGCUUCAAAAUCGCUAUUCCGAAUGCUUCAAGUUGUAUCAGGUGAAAUACGUUAGUUUAGAAAAAGGUAGGCAUGCGUGGGUGUGCGAGAAGUGCAUGAAUAAAGGCCUUCGAUGUGGAGUUUUGACAUGUUAGGAUUUUAAAGAGCUUAGAAUGCCACAAGCAUAUGUUGAGAUCCUAAUGCAAUAUACAACUCUGCAAAAUCUUCUUU